CUAAGGUUACCAUGUUUUGGACUAGUCUUUCUAGAGUCGGUUCUGCUAGGCCUGGACCGGUUCAAUCGGCAUAACAUUUUUGCCUUCUAAGGUCUCCUUAGAGCUGAACUUUGUACAAUUUAGACAAACAUCGGCUUAGUAGUUUGUUAGGUGAAGAUUGUGUACAAAGAACAUUGAGAGCCAACUACUUGAGCUUGAAAUCCCAACAAAUUCUCAACCAACUCCACUCUUCAUUUCAUAUUGAACUCUUUACCACUACAUAUAUGUAUUUAUUACUAAAAUUUGUUUUAUAUUGUUUUCUAAGUAACAUAGGACUAAAGUGAAAGACAAUGAUAUGCCAUCUUUACAAGUCCAUCAUAUGGUAUGAAAACACCUCAAGGACACUUAGCUUCAAAGCCAAGAAAAGUUUACACUUUCCUCACCUCUAUUAAUCAUCAUCCCAUAUAAUGUUAAGUUUUUGUUUAUAGGAACACAAAUACUAAAAUACAAACCGACACUUACAUUUUUGCUUGUUAGAGGAUACAACCAUGAACUUGAUUAAUUAAUAUAUAUAUAAAAACCUUGUUAAUUUGUCAUUAGCAGAUAAAUGAACUAUAAUCUUAUGAAAAAAAAUCAUUAGUUAGGAAGCAAGGCAACCACUGUUGCGUCAACAUUUACCUACUCAUCACCUUAAGUAUUAUUAUUAUUUUGCGUAUUCACAAAUUUUCAUCACCAAAUAUAAUCUUAAGCAUAUUAUAAACUACCUAAUCCUUGUACAAUACUCAUCUUUUGGCAUAGUCUUUCCACAUAUUAUUUGCAGGCUGAGUAGAAUGAGAUCAUCAAGAACCCAAAGUGUUCAUUUCUUAAUUUCUUAACUUCUCUUGUCCUAAUACUAAUUGUCACAUUUUGAGUACCGAAAUCACAUUUAAAGACACUCAAUCAUUCUCAAUCCUAAAACAUGAAACCUUCAUCACCAAUGUCCUUCACUUCUUCUUCCCUUUCUCCUUCACUUCCAAGAAAAAAACGUCUCUCUCCUUACCUCUUCACACUCUUAACAUUCAUCCUCUUCGUCUGUGUUCUCUAUGGUGAAGACUUCAUGUGCAUCUUUGGCCAGCUUGAACCCACUUUUGCCUUCCAACCUUCUCCAAAACCUAGUAACAAGAAAGCAGAGAAGCUUGCGUUUGCUAUUGGCAAAACAGAGGAAAACUGUGACGUCUUUAGCGGAAAAUGGGUGAGAGAUGAAGCUUCCCGACCACAGUACGAGGAAUGGGAGUGUCCGUACAUCCAACCUCAGCUUACGUGUCAAGAACGCGGACGUCCCGACAAAGAUUACCAGUUCUGGCGGUGGCAACCUAAUCACUGCGAUCUUCCCUCUUUCAACGCCACGUUGAUGUUGGAAACACUGAGAGGGAAGAGGAUGAUGUACGUAGGAGACUCGUUAAACCGUGGCAUGUUUGUAUCAAUGAUCUGUCUUCUUCAUCGUGUCAUCCCUGAUGAUCAGAAAUCCAUUAAAACUACUGGUUCCCUCACUGUCUUCACUGCCAAGGAGUAUAACGCGACGAUAGAGUUCUAUUGGGCACCGUUUCUUCUAGAAUCAAACUCAGAUGAUGCUAUUGUCCAUAGAAUAUCAGAUAGGGUUGUGAGGAAAGGGUCAAUCAACAAACACGGUCGUCAUUGGAAAAACGUUGAUAUAAUCGUCUUCAAUACUUAUCUAUGGUGGAUGACUGGCUUGAAGAUGAAGAUACUGCAAGGAUCGUUUGAAGAUAAAGAGAAGGUUAUCACAGAGGUUUCUACUGAAGAUGCUUAUAGGAUGGGGAUGAAGAGCAUGUUGAGAUGGGUGAAGAACAAUAUGGAUCGUAAGAAAACUAGGGUUUUCUUCACAAGCAUGUCUCCAACUCAUGCCAAGGGCAUAGAUUGGGGAGGUGAACCGGGACAGAACUGCUAUAACCAGACAGCACUAAUAGAAGAUCCAAACUACUGGGGCUCAGAUUGUCGGAAAAGCAUAAUGAAAGUGAUUGGAGAAGUGUUUGGGAGAUCGAAAACACCGAUAACGUUACUGAACAUAACGCAGAUGUCAAACUAUAGGAAAGAUGCGCACACUUCGAUAUACAAGAAGCAGUGGAGUCCACUUACGACGGAGCAGCUAGAGAAUCCUACGAGCUAUGCGGAUUGUGUGCACUGGUGCUUGCCUGGCCUUCAAGAUACUUGGAAUGAACUUCUAUUUGCUAAACUUUUCUAUCCUUGAGAAGCAAAGAAAACAUGUCUUAGGUUUGAAGAAAGAUACCGUUUUGUUUUUGUCUUUUAGUGUGGAAAGAGGCCUUGUCGAGAAAUUGUAAAAUGUAGUCAUUGAAUUUAUAUUGACUCGUUGUGGUUAUAAGACAAAAGGGUAUUGAUUCGAUGCUCUUGCAUUGGAAGAUAACUUUGUUUUUUUUUUCAACGUUA
Brassica rapa (field mustard) is the source of this 2421-nucleotide messenger RNA. RefSeq names its product protein trichome birefringence-like 33. Gene Ontology annotation, cellular component: Golgi apparatus. Lineage: Eukaryota; Viridiplantae; Streptophyta; Magnoliopsida; Brassicales; Brassicaceae. The record is from RefSeq and is a predicted model, not a curated record. Gene Ontology annotation, molecular function: O-acetyltransferase activity.